Vitis riparia (riverbank grape) is the source of this 3754-nucleotide messenger RNA. RefSeq names its product ATP-dependent DNA helicase SRS2-like protein At4g25120. Gene Ontology annotation, molecular function: ATP binding; hydrolase activity; 3'-5' DNA helicase activity. The transcript has 29 exons. The coding region runs from base 54 to 3500 and encodes 1148 amino acids. Gene Ontology annotation, biological process: recombinational repair. NCBI's taxonomy places the organism in Eukaryota, Viridiplantae, Streptophyta, Magnoliopsida, Vitales, Vitaceae. The record is from RefSeq and is a predicted model, not a curated record. Gene Ontology annotation, cellular component: nucleus.
CCUCUCUCUCGCUCUCGCUGUCUCGCUGUCUCGCUGUCUAGCUCUCGCUCAAGAUGUCCAAGGAAAAUGCAGCCAUAAAUGAAGAAAUCACAGAGGAGCAAAGGGCUCGAAUUUCUCAGAAUUUUAGAGCGGCGAAGGCCCUUCUCGCUCGCAAGCGCCCUCGUGAAACCUCCGCCAAUUUUCUCAACCGGCUUCAUCAAAGAAAUGGGGAUGCAAAUAGAAUUGAAACAUUGGCUCAGGCAGAAAACAUCAAAAGACUUCCUCUUGCUGAGGUAUCAAUAAACACACCGUCACCAUUUUCUAAAAAGGGAUUCAAGACAACAGAUGGUGAAUGUGAAAAAAGUUCAUGUUCUGGGGGCAUAACUAUCAAUAGGAGUAAGUCAGUUCAUGAUGGUUUGUGUGUGAGAGCUGUCGGCGUUCCGCUAGUGGAUGGGUUUAUAUUAGACUCUUCUGAAACUCCAAUGAAAGGGAAAGUAUGCCCAAGUGUAGGUGACUCUUUAAUGUCAACAAAUAUUCUAGAUGACGAUCUUUGUGAGUCCAUUUUGGAAGAAAUCGAUGCAUUGUGUGAGCAGAAGUCAGCAGCAAAAACAGAAGGACAGUGUCCAAAUAGUGUCAUUUCUAUGGAAAGUCAAUUUAGAGUAAAGAAUGGUGGGAAAGAUAGUUCCAACUGGGGUUCUGUUGAUGCGGAUAAGUUUUUACUGACUGCGAGCAUGCUGCGUUUAGAGGGUGAUUUAAAUUCUGGAGCAGAGCAAGCUGCACAGCCUGCAAGCAUGCCUGACGAAUAUUCAAAGUAUUUGCAAUCUCUGAAUGACACGCAGCGGGAGGCAGCUUGUAGUGAUAUUUCAAUCCCUCUGAUGAUUGUUGCUGGUCCGGGAAGUGGAAAGACUUCUACAAUGGUUGGUCGCAUUCUUAUGCUGCUUAAUGAGGGCAUCAGUCCGUCCAACAUUCUAGCAAUGACUUUCACUACUGCAGCUGCUUCUGAGAUGAGUGGUCGAAUUGCUGCAGUGGCUGGGAAAGAGACAGCAAAAGAAGUUACAGUUAGCACAUUCCACUCCUUUGCUUUGCAACUCUGUCGUUCACAUGCUGAGAAGUUAGGACGGACAUCAGAAUUUUUAAUAUAUGGGCAUGGGCAGCAGAGAAGAGCGAUUAUUGAGGCUGUGCGGAUAUUCGAAACUGAAAACAGCAAAAAAAAUAAUAACGGUUGCAAAGUUGGUGAAGAGUCAAAUGAUAUAAAUUCUCCACAAAACUUCAAGGAUAAGUCAAAGAAGUGGCAGAAGUUCGUUACUCAGGCUAAAGCUUCUGGAAAAACUCCUGAAGAAUGUCGUAAUAUGGGUGAUGAGAUCGGAGCAUCAAUUCUUGGGAACUACAGUAACAUAUUGAGAACUUGUAAUGCUCUGGACUACCAUGACCUAAUUAGCUGUUCAGUGAAGCUGCUAAGUGAUUUUCCUGAAGUUUUCCGGGAGUGCCAGGAAUCUUGGAAAGCAGUUGUAAUAGAUGAGUUUCAGGACACAAGUGCCAUGCAAUACUGUCUUCUUCGUAUUCUUGCUUCGCAUAACCGCAUAACUAUUGUUGGUGAUGAGGAUCAGUCCAUUUUCAGUUUUAAUGGAGCCGAUGUUUCUGGAUUUAAUUCAUUUCGAAAAGAUUUCCCAAAUCACAAAGAGAUCAGGCUUAAUAAAAACUAUCGGUCCACACGCUGUAUUCUUGAGGCUGCAUCAUCUCUUAUUCAAAACAAUAUGAAGCGUUGCCAGUCAAAGAAAGUUCUUACUGAUAAUUCUACUGGAUCUAGGGUAACUAUCAAAGAAUGUCACAGUGAGGAAGCACAGUGUGCAUUUGUUGUUGAUAAGAUUUUGGAAAUUACUUCUGAUGAUUCAGUUGCUAAGUACUCAUUUGGCAGUGUAGCAAUUCUAUACCGGAGGCAGGUAUCUGGAAAAGUAUUCCAAACAGCCUUUCGUGAUAGGAAGAUACCGUUUAACAUUCAUGGUGUGGCCUUCUACAGGAAAAAGGUAGUUAGAGCCAUUGUUGCCAUGCUUAGAACAACAUUAUCUGGUUGCGAUGAUGGCUCAUAUCGUCAAGUAUUCAAGGCUUUGCUACCUUGUGAUAAAGAGGACAAGAAAAGGGUUAUUGAACACAUUGAUAAGAUUUCAAUUACCAGAAAAUGCAGUUUUGUAUCAGCUGCCUCUGAUAUUUUUAGUGCAAAGGUCUCCGGCACCUUCAAGAGGAGUCAACUAACCCAAGGACGCAAAGUGCUGUUUACACUAGACAUGAUAUCCAAACUUGUUCACAGGGAGCAGUCAAUUUCAGCUGUCAUAACUUCAGUGGCAAACAUGAUACCUCAGAAAUACCUACUUGAGCAGCGAGCAGUUGUUGAUGUUGAUGGAAGGAAAUUGCUGAAUGAAGACAAUGACAUUAGAUCUGUUCUACAGUAUCUCCUGGAUGAUGUCUCUGAUUUUUUAUCAACGAAAUUUACUGCAAGCAAAGAGGAGAGUGAUGUUAUUGUAAAAGAAGGCGGCUGUGGUCAUGUACUAAAAGCUUUUAUUGACUUCAUAUCUGAGAGGGAGAGAGAAAAUUUUCGUUCUCGCAGACAUGAUAAUGAAGAGUCUGUCACAUUGACUACCAUUCAUCAGUCAAAGGGCUUAGAGUGGGAUACUGUUUUUAUAGUGAAGGCAAAUGAAUCUGAGAUCCCUUUGUUGCAUGAAUUUAAUGGUGUUGUGAAGGAAAAUGGUACCUCAAUAGAGGAGGAGCGACGCCUGUUGUAUGUGGGGAUGACUCGAGCUAGAAAAAAACUGUUCAUUCUAUAUGUUCUCAUGGAUUCAAGUUGGCAGAUGCUUCAACCUUCAAGAUUUCUGAAAGAGAUUCCACAUCACCUUCUAGAGGGGGAGCUGAGUGUACAGGGUUUACAUGCAAAGCAAGAAAGUACUCCAAUAGAAAAUGCCCAGUUUACUAUUGGUGAAGGAGGAGACAAGAAAUCUUCUAGGGAAGAUAUUUUACCAAAUGAGGGUCUCAAUAUUCAAAUUGAUGAGUGUUCAAAGGAAACAACAGAACCAAUGGGCUCAUGUGAUGGGAAUAGUUUUUUAAGAAGAUUCAAUGUCGAGGACAGAUCAGUUGUUUCCCACUUAUUCCAUCACUGGGCCAAGAAGCAAGCAUUUCAAGAGCCUAAGAGGUUGCUGGAUAAGGUUGGCUUUGCAAUUGAUGAACGUUUGAGGGUCACGAAAAACAAACACAAGGAUGCUUUGCGUGAGCUAAAGUCCUCCUUGAAGUGUGAUGAAGCAUUUCACUAUGCGGAAUAUAUUUUAAAAUGGGAGAAAAUUCCUGCUGAUAAACGUGCUCAUUUGAUGAGGAUGAAACAAGAACAUUUCCUGAAGCUGAGAAUUGAGAAUGCAAUGGGAUCAUCUGCCCCUACAUCCAAGCAGAUCUCAUAUCUUCAAAAUCUGGGAUGCACAGUGGUCCCUACAUCGCGGCUCCAUGCUUCUCAUUUGAUUGAGCAAUACAAAUCAUUAUGAUGGGAGAGAUCCAAGUUUUAGGGCUGGAUGAUGGAAACGUUCACCUAUAUUUAAAUGAUUCUAUCAAAUGUUAUGUUGUUGACAGAAAAUAAAAUAUAGCGAUACUAACUUUUGUAGAAUAGUUUGUGAAUAGCAGAGACGAAUUUGCAGAAAUCAGUAGGAAGACACUAAAAUUUUGGGAAUCUUGUGUAUGACACUUGUAUGAAUGAGAGAUUCAAUAUUUAAAUCCAUUGACAGAAUAAUCUUUUUGUGAU